CCCCGGAUGGAAUUCGGCGUUGCACAACGGUGUGUUACAUGACCGCUUGGUUAGAAAACCUUUUGGUUUCUUUAACCUACCGUCGUGUACAGUAAACUGGCCAGUUGUUCGAGAUGUCUACAACAGCAGGACGAGUUUUCAGCGGUGUGACGCGGCUGAGUUUCAGUCGAGGGAUGUUUGUCCGGAACGCGACGACCACAGUGAGGAGACUGGACAGUGUGCGGUCCCUAGCUCUAAGCGCUCAGAUGUCAGCGAAGUCCAAAAGGCCCACAGAUGAGGAAGAGGAGUUGGACGAGCCCUUGAAGUUCACCACCAGUCAGGCCAGUCACAGGACCUGGAAAGUCGAUCGCUCCAUGGGGAGCCAUUAUGAGCGGCCCUGGUGGAAAGUCUUCCCCAUCAGCGUGGCCGUCUCAGGCUUCCUGUUGUGGUGUGCACUGAGAGACGAGACGGACGUUGAUGUACAGCUGGAAAAGCAGCUGUUUGGGAAUUUACCUGGUCUGCUUUCAGCUGAAGAGGAGGAGGAGGAGGAGUAGCAUCAAGCUCAAAAUAAAUCAGCUUAACAAAUGUGUAUAUAUUUGGAAGUAUAUAUAUUUAUUAUCACUGUAUGAUUUCUGUGGACCAGGGGAAUCAGUGAUGCAGCCGUCCACCGCCACAGAAUUAUUUUUUUUUCAGCUGAAAGGACUUCUGGAUUGUGUCAGGCCAUGCGCUGCCUUUAACAAGCUUCAACAUGUUGAAUAAAAAUGCCUUGAUUAGAG
Molecule: messenger RNA, 755 nt
Organism: Stegastes partitus (bicolor damselfish)
Lineage: Eukaryota; Metazoa; Chordata; Actinopteri; Pomacentridae
Gene: uqcc4
Product: ubiquinol-cytochrome c reductase complex assembly factor 4
Exons: 2
Coding region: 114-533 (139 amino acids)
Source: RefSeq, a predicted model, not a curated record